AUGUCGACAAUCGCAUGGACCAUAACCAGCACGAAGCAUAAGACGAAAUCGACAACCCCGGCAUCUCGAAAACGGCAGCAACUCAGUGGCAUUCAAGGCAGGUCCAACACUCGACUCACAAGGAGUCAACAGACUCUGACCCAAGCCCAGUGGGUAACUUGUCUUCCUCCUAGCUACAAUGAAGAUGAUAUGCGACCUCUAGAGUUCAACUUGGCGCAAAAGGUCCCAUCGAAGAAGGAUCCUCGUUCACUGAAGCAGCGCGAUUCCACUUUAACCCAGAUGGAUUUUUUCAAUUUGCCGUCGCCGGGCGAUCAGGAGAUAAAUGAUACAAUGCUUCGCCCUAUCACUGAAGCCAAUCGAUGUAGCCCAAUCCCACAGCUUGACGGAACCUAUAACAGUCCCAAAAAGCACAGACCGCGCAAGUCAAUCUCGACCGCAGCGCCAUCCAAGCGGAGGAAUACGACAGCCAAUCCAGAAAGUCGAGAAUACCAACCUAGAACAAGGAAGAGGAAGGCUGAUGCCACUGAGCACGAACACCCGGUCUCUCGAAGAAGGACAUCUACACGUCUCGCAUCGAAGAAUGAAGCGCUCACAGAUCCGGUCGAAAACUUCAAUUAUUUUGAGGAGGCGUUGACGGAGCAUUCACAAAACCCCCAAAAAGUCCACGAAGAGGGGAAUCUCAAUUCCAUCAUGGAGAUUGGUGACUCCGAUGAUGACGGCGUUGAGGAGGCCACCCCGACCACCGUUUCGGAGCGGCGAUCCAUUGUUUGGCCACAAACUCCAAAGAAAACCCGCAGCAUCGUUCCGUCAAGCCAGUCUCCAGAAAGCUUACCUCCCAGUACUCGAAGAACGGACCGAAAUGCACAUGCAACUCCGGCAUUGUCUCGGCGGACUCCGCUAAAGGAACGACCGGUGAAUAUUCCUCCGGUGGAUCUUUCCAAGAGUUCUUUCAAAAAGCCACGACAAACUCUCAAGCGUGUGUCGCCUAAGAGCAAAGUUGUCGUUUUGAAACUUCCGAAGCGAAAAUCAUCUCGACAGAUUUCCCGUGUUGAGGACUCACAGGCAGACAUUUGGUCCAUCCCUGAGUCUUCUUCGCCCGAAGAACUGAGAGACAAAGCGAAGCCGACGAAUUUUUCCGCGCCUCGAGCGGCCCAUGGGUCGUUGAGUGACGCGGAGAUCCCAGCCAGCAGCCAGAGACGGGAGGCCCAAUCGAGUCCACCAGAGGCUGGCACCCAGGAUACGAUACCAAGUCUCGGUGGAUCCGUAACGGAGCAGAACGCUCGUGACACCGAGACCGAAAGUACGAGAAAUCGGGGAGUUACGCGGGUGGUUUUUCAAGAGCAUCCAGACACUACCGCCGUUCGAGACUUUGCCUUCAAUCCUAUAAAUCGGAAAAUUGAUGAAGAAAGCAAUGACGGAUGGGUACAAGUUCCGUCAUCUCCGAGAUAUUUGGAACCUAGGCCAGCAACAUCCAACAGCACGGAACAAAUUAUUCAGGAUGAUGUUGACGACCAUGAUUUUGGCUCCCUAAUCGCCAAUGAUACACAAUUCAAUAUCCAGGUACAGCAUCGUAUAUCUUCGCCGCCUCCUCCAGCUAGGCCGCAAUCUCCGGAGCAGUUGGAAGUCCCUGUUCCGGCCGCUUUCCGGACUCCCCGUCGACCGUUUACCAGCCUAAGAGACACUGCUUCCCGGGCGGCUGUUCUUGAUGAUGAAGCAGCACCACAAUCACCCCUUCCACUACCCAGACUCGUUGAGCAGUCUACUGGGAAGGUUCUGCCAAAGCCUACCAGGCCACCCAGUGAUGAUGAUUCUGAUGAGGUAGCCCUACCCAAACCCGCUCGGAUCCAUCGAUCAAGCACCCAGGCCUCAACCACCAAGGUGCCUCUCAACGAUGUGUCGCAGCAGCUAUCCUUAUCUCCACUGCCAUCGACGAAGUCCGUAACUCAGAAAUCGAUUCGACCUGCCUCCAUGCCACAUCCCUCGCAGAUCUCCACUCAGGAAGCGACACAAGGGUUCUUACACAUGUCGUCUUUCCCCCAGCCAAAUGGCGAAGACGACAUCGACAACAAGCCUGAGAAUAUCACGGUCAAGGAUUCCAGUUCCUGCCGAGUUCAAAUGAGCCAGUUGCCUCAAUACACCACUGAAAACCAAGCGCCCCUAAACGUCGGUCUGAGCCCGAAUGAAGUUCUCGACACUGAAGACGAAGAAGACCUCGAUCUCGACCCGCCUUCACUUCCACAACAACCCGCUCGACUCUCAUUCGACCAUUUCAACCCUAAAUUCCCAUCACCCAAUCGGGCGAAGAUUCGCGUUGAAGUCCCUGCAGUGGUGAAAGGAAAAGCCCCAGAACAGGGCCAGCAAGAAAAUGCUACGCAUGAGCCAGAAAUUUCUCCAUCCCAUUUACAAGGCCGCCAACCCCCGCAACCUGUCGAAUCACCCAUUCAAUCCUCCUCUUCCCAGUCAAUUUCGCCUGUGUCUUCACCAAACCUGCCUCCUUUGCAGAGACAAUAUUCCCCGAUCCCGGGCUUCAACAACGAGACACAAUCCAACUUUACGCAGAGCGGACAUGUUACUGCAGCGUAUAUCCAUCGGCAGCGACAGGCAGGUAUUUUGCCAAAAUGGUUUGUCCCAACGCCUUAUCAGGUUCCGGGGUAUACUAGGAGGAAAUGA
Molecule: messenger RNA, 2670 nt
Organism: Rhinocladiella mackenziei CBS 650.93
Lineage: Eukaryota; Fungi; Ascomycota; Eurotiomycetes; Chaetothyriales; Herpotrichiellaceae
Exons: 1
Coding region: 1-2670 (889 amino acids)
Source: RefSeq, a predicted model, not a curated record